Anopheles darlingi is the source of this 2084-nucleotide messenger RNA. Its product is annotated as UDP-glycosyltransferase UGT5-like. NCBI's taxonomy places the organism in Eukaryota, Metazoa, Arthropoda, Insecta, Diptera, Culicidae. The coding region runs from base 21 to 1805 and encodes 594 amino acids. Gene Ontology annotation, molecular function: UDP-glycosyltransferase activity. The record is from RefSeq and is a predicted model, not a curated record. The transcript is spliced from 2 exons.
UUCAGUGAACUAAUUCGGCAAUGCAAAUGCGGCAUCUAAUACUGUUGAGUUUAGCGUUUCUGGCCAUAGUCGCCUUCAGUGAUGGAUACAAAAUUCUGUUUUUGGCUCCGUUUCCCGGCCCCAGCCAUUGGCUCAUGAUGAAGCAUUUUAUUAGCGAACUAGCGGGCCGUGGCCACGAGGUGACGUGUAUAACCGCGUUCCAGUACGGAGAACCAGCGCCACCGAACUACACCGAGGUCUAUAUCGAUCCACCGUACCCUAUCCGCAAGACUUUUCCGGUGGAGGCGCUGUUCGCCGCUAGUCAAUCGAGUGACUUCGAGAAGCUGUACAUGUACUGGGAUCUGGGUGUUAAUACGAGUCGCCAUGGGCUCGAGUCGGAUCCGGUGCGUCAGUUUAUCGCUCGGCGCGAUCUGACCUUCGACCUGAUCAUCGCCGAACAGUUCUUCCAGGAGAGCUGGCUCAUGUUCGCGCACCAGUACGAUGCCCCAAUUGUCACUAUCAGCACCUACGGCUAUUCGGAUUUCUUCGAUCGCAUCAUGGGUUUACGUACAUCGCUUUCCUUCGUGCCGCACAUGAUCUUCUCCUACGAAGAUGAUAUGUCUACCUCCGAACGUCUGCACAAUCUGUAUAUUUCGAUGUAUGAUGCGUACUACCGGCAGAACUAUUACCUACCAAAGCAGAACCGAAUAGCUCAGAAGGCGUUCGCGGAUUGGGCCAGUGAGACGGGCCGUGAGCUGCCGGAUAUCGUGAAUCUGGAGAAAUCAAUUUCGGUCAUUCUCGUCAACAGCCAUCCGGUACUAAAUCGUCCACGGCCUACAAUUCGUGGACUGGUGGAUAUCGGUGGAGCGCAUAUUCGCCCGGUGCAGCCGCUCGACCCGCAGUUGCGAGUAUUCAUCGAGGGUGCGGACGAACACGGCGUUAUCUACUUUUCGCUCGGUGCCUACAUGCAAAGUGCGGUCAUGCCGGCUGAUAAACGGCAAGCGAUCCUAAACGUGUUUGGCUCGCUGCCACAGCGUGUUAUCUGGAAGUUUGAAGAUGAAAGCCUACAGAAGAAGGCACCACCGAACGUGCUGAUACGAAAGUGGGCCCCUCAGAACGAUAUUCUGGCACAACCGCAAGUGCGCCUGUUCAUCUCGCACGGUGGCCAGUUUGGAACGUUCGAGGCAAUGAAACACGGUGUACCAACGCUGUUCUUUCCCUUCUUUGCCGAUCAGCAGCGCAACGCGGAUCGUGCAAUACUGGCCGGAUUCGCGGAGCGAAUGAAUUUUGCCGACAUCACGGAGCAAACGUUCGCGUACAAAAUACGGCGUAUGCUCGAGAACGAUCAAUACAGGGAGAAAGCCCGGCAUAUCGCCACGCUGUUUAACGACACGCUGGUGGAUCCGAUGGAGUCGGCGAUCUACUGGAUUGAGUACGUUGCCCGGUAUCGGGGUGCACAGCACCUCAAAUCUCACGCAGUCAAGCUGACCUGGCUCCAGUACCAUAUGUAUGAUAUGGUCAUAUACCCUUUGCUUCUAUCAUACAUUAUCUACAUUUUGUACGGCCAGAAACUGAGGAGGAUGCGAAAAUAUUUACCGAUUGUUUUUGCCAUUUGUGUUAAACUUUUCUUCCUGUAUAACAUGUAUGAUAUGAUCAUGUACUUUGUGCUUCUUUUAUGCCCUCUCUAUAAUGACUACUGGCCUAAAUUUAAGAGGUCGCGAACAUAUUUACAUGUUGUUUGUGUCAUAUGUGCUUUAUUUUAUCUCCAAGGUUAUGAACCGAUUGAACCGAUUCGAAAAUAUCUUUUGCUAAGCAAGCAUUCAUAGUAGCAUCAACCAUCACUGGACCAAUCCUUUUUAAAUUUUGAACACUUGAUCUGCAUUUUAUUUGCCUCAGCCUUUUGCAGCGUCAAGUUUCAUUGAAUAUAUAAAAUAAAUGAAAUUAAAAAAGACGGAGAUACAAGAAAUACUUGUUCCUUGAAGUCUGUUGAAUGUAACUUUUACGGAAAUAAAUAAAAUCUGAUGUUUCAUCUCAAAAAUGUUAGCUCUCUAUAACGAAACGCUUCUUUCGCAGUUUUUGCUACUUUCCGCCAAACAAUGCUACUA